AUGGACGACGAUAUCAUGAGCAACGCAAGCAGUCGACCGUGUAAUGACCCAAGAGUCUUUCCAGAUCUCAUGGGCUCUUCGCUGGCCAAUCUACCUUACGAGCCAUUCAUCAUGGACUUCGACACGGAGAUGGAUCUGUCUCCCUUUGGCAUGCCACACAUGAGUGGUAUACCGCCCCCAGCUAGCGGAAGCCUGCCCGGAUUCGAGGCAGAGACGAAGACGAUUGAUACAGCCAUUCUACAAGAUCUUAUUGAGGGGAACUCGCCAAUGGAUAUGCCAACACCGUCGGGUCUGUUUUCACACAGUGAUCUCAGCUCUAUGCAAGCUCCAUCCCUGGCGCCGGACAGCCUCAUGUCGUCAACCAUUCCCACGACCGCCAAAAACUCCCCCUCAGAAGAGAUACCCCUCAUAGACUUCUCCAGCACGGCUUGCUAUCAAUCACUUUCCAACCUCAACCUUCGCAUCCUCGCCUCCACUGCCAAGACUGGUCCCACCGCCAACAACAGUGCAGUCAUACUGAAAGAUGUUGUCGGCUUCUCUGGCGAGCUGAUUGAAACGGCGAGACAAAGCAUGCCCUACUUUAUUGGCUCAUUGCAUCAGAAUCGUGGGUCAAUUGGCCAGAGGACCAACUCAAGCAGCUCUGGCAGCGAAGAUGGGUUCUCAUCAACGGACUCAUACAUCAGCGGCGCACAGGCAGGCUCUGUUCCUGAGUCGGCCGUCAUCUUUCUGCUCUUGGGAUGUUACACGCAGAUCCUCCACUUGUUCGAGGUGACCACCAACUGCCUCUGGGAGCAGCACUGCGAGAAUGCACAUCCAGAUCAUCCCAAAGAGGACAACUCGGGUACAGUUGGCUCCCUGCUAGAAGCGUCGCUGGCAAUACACACUGUGACGUACCUCCUCAGCCGGCUACAUCGAGCCUUGGCCGUGGGCGAGGGGCCACUGGAGGACGAGGCUUCCUCCAUCGAUCCUCAUUCGUGGAAGAAGUCAUUCGUGGGAGGGAAGGAGUUGGAGGACGGCUUACUAGGACGGGCGUUUGGCGAGAUUCGGCACAGGGAACUCUGGCUGAUGCAAAGGACUCAACAUCUGCAGCGGCGUAUCAAUACGUGUCGCAUAUAG
Emericellopsis cladophorae is the source of this 1116-nucleotide messenger RNA. Its product is annotated as Ascofuranone/ascochlorin biosynthesis clusters transcription regulator ascR. The coding region runs from base 1 to 1116 and encodes 371 amino acids. Lineage: Eukaryota; Fungi; Ascomycota; Sordariomycetes; Hypocreales; Bionectriaceae. The record is from RefSeq and is a predicted model, not a curated record. The transcript is spliced from 2 exons.